AUGGUGUCGUACGCUGCUGCUGCUGCAUCGGGACCCCGGCAGACCCCCGAGGAGGCUGCCGCUCCUCAACCUCCCCAGGUCGUCCACUCCGAGUCUGCUAGCACCAGUUCCCUCGUUGAUGUCGACGCCCCUUCCGUCCGCACCGUCCCAUCCGACUUCAUGGAGCAGGAUGUCCAGACCGACACCCAAGCUGCCCGCCGAGAGCUAGAAGAUGCUGCCGAACAUGCUGCCUCCCGCGCCCGCGCCGAGGCCGAUAUGGCCAAGAAGAAGGGCUCCGCCAAGGCGCGCAAGGCCGACAACAUCCUCACCCAGUGGUUCGGCGACCUGAGCGAAGGCGCCAGCACCGCUCUCGUCGUCUCAAACCUGACUGCCAUCAUCGCGCUGAGCACCUACGGAGGCUACAAGGCCUGGGGCCUGUACGAGCGUGGCCGAUUCGGCUGGAAGCACGUCGGAAUUGGUGCUGGUGUGGCCCUGGGCGUUGGUCUCGUCGAGAGUAUCGUUGGAGGAUACCUCUACAAGGGAAAGAAGGGGAAGCAGUCGUAG
Messenger RNA from Anthostomella pinea, 543 nucleotides. Lineage: Eukaryota; Fungi; Ascomycota; Sordariomycetes; Xylariales; Xylariaceae. The record is from the annotation of a GenBank genome assembly.